AUGCCUCGCAGAAAAGAGCUCUCAGAAGACCUACGAGAGUGGCCCAGUCAGAGUCCUGACCUCAACCCGAUUGAAAUGUUGUGGCAUGACCUUAAGAGAGCGAUUCACACCAGACAUCCCAAGAAUAUUGCUACACUGAAACAGUUUUGCAGGCAUCAUCAUUUUGUUGAAGACUGGCAGGUGAAACCAACUGGACCGCCACAAGCUGGAGCCUGUCAAGGCAGGAAGCAGAAACAGAAGAACAAGAAGAGGAAGGAACCGGUGUUUACCCAUUAUUGUGAUACCUGCGAUCGUGGCUUUAAAAACAAGGAGAAAUAUGAGGAACACAUCUCUCAGCACAAGCAGUGUACUGAAGAUGGCUGCAACUUUAGAGCACAUGAGAAACUGGUUCAGAUCCAUUGGAAAAAUAUGCACUCUCCCGGUGCCAAGCGGAUCAAAUUAGAUACCCCGGAUGAAAUUGCUAGAUGGAGAGAAGAAAGGAGAAAAAAUUUCCCAACUUUGUCAAAUAUCGAAAAGAAGAAAACAUUAAAGGUGGACAAAGAAUGUCGGGGAGAAGUGCUGACAACUCUACAAUUUGGCAAGAUGAAGGGAAUGUGGAAACCUCCAAAUGGAGGAGGUCCUAGGCAACAAGGGAACACACAGAGGAGAACAAAUCGGCGCUGGAAUAAAUCCAGGAAUGUUGCUAAUAGCCAAGAUGUCCCCUCGAACACUUGGACGGGGACCGGUUCCGACAGCCACGAAGCUGAGGAGACGCUUAGAAGAGAACCUCGUGGAGAUGCAGGAGACUCCAUGACAGAUAAAGAUCCCCUGGGCAUCCUGGCCAGUAGCGAUCCUGAAUCCGACAAAGAGGCGGGAACGUCCAAAGAUCAAGCGCUGGAGACUAGCAUUGUUCCCAAACAGCUGACCUCAGCCCUGAGCUCCUUGGUGGUCAACUACGGCAGCUUGUCCGAAAGUGAGAAUGAACGGGACGAGUCCGUCGCCUCCUCAGCAAAAACGCUGGCUGAAAGUGAGCCCAUUUCGAGAAGCGUCCCUCGGCCUUCCAAUCACUCUCAAAGCUGCAAACACGAGAAUCACCAGGAAACGCUGGGCGGCCCGUGUAACGGGGCCGCGUCGGGGAGAUGGAAGUCGCAUUCCAGGAACACGAGGAAUCAAAAAAGGCAGAAGAAAUCGUUUCCUGCAUUGCAAAAGCACCAUCCAACUUUGCUAGAAAUGCUUCUGGCGAAGGACAUCCGUCACGAAAGGAACGUGAUCCUCCAGUGCAUCCGCUACAUUCUGCAGAGCGACGGCCUCGGCCUCCAUUUAGAAAGUAGUUCAGACGCUCCGUCGGACGGCAAGGCAACUCCUGAGCAUGCACAGAAGCUGGCGGCAGCCGAGCCCUGCCAAUUCAUCAACUCUCACGGCUCCGACCGGAACGAAACAGAGCCGAGCGAAGCAUUUCAAAGCAAGGCAAUCUCUGCCUCUCCCGCCGUUGAUGAGGAUAUUUGGGAAUCUACAGGGAUCACUUGCGAAGACGACUGAUAAUUUUAUUUUAUUUUAUUUUAUUUUGAACCUAUGCGUGGGUAACCGUUACCCAACUUCGGAUGCUCGCCGAAGCUCCUUAGACUGUAGGUUGCAUCCCAAGAAUUGAAAUUAACUCUUUUGAGGAAAAGCUAAAACUCGGUUAAGACGUCAUGAUCUUGCAACCCCGUUCUUCAGGGAUUCAUUUUUUUUACUUACUGUAAGUGUGAAUAAAAAGCAUAUC
This is a messenger RNA of Protobothrops mucrosquamatus (brown spotted pit viper), 1741 nucleotides long. It is a transcript of the gene NUFIP1, whose product is annotated as nuclear FMR1 interacting protein 1. Gene Ontology annotation, cellular component: nucleus. Gene Ontology annotation, biological process: box C/D snoRNP assembly. Bases 1 to 1518 code for a protein of 505 amino acids. Lineage: Eukaryota; Metazoa; Chordata; Lepidosauria; Squamata; Viperidae. The transcript is spliced from 10 exons. The record is from RefSeq and is a predicted model, not a curated record. Gene Ontology annotation, molecular function: RNA binding.